AGUCGCGCUCACACGGACCGGGCACCCAGCAAAUCACCUUCCCCUCGCCACAAGCCAAACGCGAGUUCCUCGCCCGUGACCUCCCCGAUCUCCGGCGAUGGCCCCGCGGCGCUCCGGAUCCCCCGCCUCCAGGUGGCUGCGCCCGUCCGCGCUGCUUCUCCUGGUCGCCUUCGCGCUCCUCUCGGCCGCACGGCCGGCGCGUGCCCUCCGGUUCGACCUCGAGUCCGGCCACACCAAGUGCAUCUCCGAUGAGAUCAAGGUCAACUCCAUGGCCGUCGGCAAGUACCACGUCGUCGGGCCCGACCCCAACUUCCCCGACGCCCAGCUCCCCGAAUCGCACCGCAUCUCCCUCAGGGUGACGUCGCCGUACGGGAACAGCAUGCACUACGCGGAGAACGUGCAGUCCGGGCACUUCGCCUUCACGGCGACGGAGGCCGGCGACUACCUAGCCUGCUUCUGGGCUCCCGACCACAAGCCGCCGGUCACCAUCGGCUUCGAGUUUGACUGGAGGAGCGGCGUCUCUGCUAAGGACUGGCCCAGCGUCGCCAAGAAGGGCAAGGUCGAUAUGAUGGAAUUAGAGCUGAAGAAGCUGGAGGAAACCAUCAAAAAUAUACAUGAAGAAAUGUUUUAUCUCCGUGAAAGGGAGGAGGAAAUGCAGGACCUGAACAGGCGAACAAACUCAAGGAUGGCUUGGCUCGGGUUCCUCUCGCUUGGCAUCUGCUUAUCAGUGGCGGGCUUGCAGCUGUGGCAUCUGAAGACUUUCUUCGAGAGAAAGAAGCUGCUGUAGUUCCCCCAAUUAUUCACGAUAGCACACAGCACUAGAGCGGACAGGUGUAGCUUUUUGUGUGUGAACGGUUAAUCCAUGUUACAGAGCGUGAACCCCAUGUAAGAAACAGUGUUUGUCAUACUUGAGAAUUGUGCUUCACUGUGAUUUAAUCUGUCCAGUUGAAAUUGAAAAGGAGGUUGUAAGAGAAAAAAACUCAAAUGCGUUCGGUUCUAUAAUCCAUGCUGUAAUUUGGGGCCACCA
This is a messenger RNA of Panicum hallii, 1027 nucleotides long. Its product is annotated as transmembrane emp24 domain-containing protein p24delta9-like. Lineage: Eukaryota; Viridiplantae; Streptophyta; Magnoliopsida; Poales; Poaceae. Gene Ontology annotation, biological process: intracellular protein transport; Golgi organization; endoplasmic reticulum to Golgi vesicle-mediated transport. The transcript has 4 exons. The record is from RefSeq and is a predicted model, not a curated record. Bases 98 to 787 code for a protein of 229 amino acids. Gene Ontology annotation, cellular component: COPII-coated ER to Golgi transport vesicle; Golgi apparatus; endoplasmic reticulum-Golgi intermediate compartment.